Bubalus bubalis (water buffalo) is the source of this 4053-nucleotide messenger RNA. RefSeq names its product putative SEC14-like protein 6. Gene Ontology annotation, cellular component: cytoplasm. The transcript is spliced from 11 exons. The coding region runs from base 129 to 1313 and encodes 394 amino acids. The record is from RefSeq and is a predicted model, not a curated record. Lineage: Eukaryota; Metazoa; Chordata; Mammalia; Artiodactyla; Bovidae.
AGAGGACAGGCCUGGCAGGAAGGGGCGGGGCUAGCAGCUCAGCAGAAGACAGGAGAGCCUGCAGGGAGACACACAGUGGGGCCUGCACUCAGGACCAGGGAGCCGGAGCCCACACCGCCGUGGGCAGCAUGAGUGGGCACGUGGGUGACCUGAGCCCCUCGCAGGAGAGGGCGCUGGCCCAGGCCUGUGGCACCGGCCUGUCCCCUGCGGCCGUGGGGUACCGCGGAGCCCUGCCCACCCGGGUCUCUCCCCGCUCUGCCCUCAGUUCCAGGAGAACGUGCAGGAUAUCCUGGCCGUCCUGCCCAGCACCGACGACUACUUCCUGCUCCGCUGGCUCCGAGCAUAUGAAGUUCAGGAAGCAACAAGAUCUGGACAACAUCCUCACGUGGCAGCCCUCAGAGGUGGUCAGGCUGUACGAGCCCAGUGGCUUCUGCGGCCACGACAGGGAGGGCAGCCCCGUCUGGUACCACAUCAUCAGGGGCCUGGAUCUCAAGGGCCUCCUCCUCUCCGUCUCCAAACAAGAGCUGCUCAGAUUCAACUUCUGGAGCCUGGAGCUGCUCCUGCGAGACUGUGAGCAGCAGAGCCAGAAGUUGGGGAAGAAAGUGGAGAAAAUCUCGACUGUUUUUGAUUUCGAGGGGCUGAGCCUGAGACAUCUGUGGAAGCCAGGAGUGGAGCUUGUCCAGGAGUUUUUCUCGGCACUUGAGGCAAACUACCCUGAGAUUUUGAAGAAUUUAAUUGUUGUGAAGGCCCCCAAGCUCUUCCCGGUGGCCUUCAACCUGAUCAAGCCGUACAUCACUGAGGAGACGCGCAGGAAGGUGCUGAUCCUUGGAGGCAACUGGAAGCAAGAGUUGCUGAAAUUCAUCAGCCCCAACCAGCUGCCCGUGGAGUUCGGGGGGACCAUGACCGACCCCGAUGGCAACCCCAAGUGCCUGACCAAGAUCAACUACGGGGGCGACGUGCCCCAGCAUUACUACCUGCGCAACCACGUGAGGGUGCAGUACGACCACCAGGCGACCGUGGGCCGAGGCUCCUCCCUGCAGGUGGACAACGAGAUCCUGUUCCCGGGCUGCGUGCUCAGGUGGCAGCUCGCGUCGGACGGAGGGGACAUCGGCUUCGGGGUUUUCCUGAAGACCAAGAUGGGGGAGCGGCAGCGGGCUGCGGAGAUGACGGAGGUGCUGGCCAGCCAGCGCUACAAUGCCCACAUGGUGCCCGAGGACGGGAGCCUCACCUGCACGGAAGCCGGCGUCUACGUCCUGAGGUUUGACAACACCUACAGCCUGAUCCACCCCAAGCACAUCAGCUACACCGUGUAGGUGCUGCUCCCGGACCAAACCUCCCUGGAGAAGAUAGAGCAAUUCUAGACAAGCCUCGCGGUUCCCACACCCUCCUCUGUGGCCUCGAGGUCCGCAGUGAGCUCACAGCCUUCGCUAGCCAGACUGCCCUCCAAGCUCCCCAGGAACGGGGAUGCUACCGAGCUGGUCCCAGCCCAUCUGUCACAGUGGGUCUGCAUCUUUGGAACUGCCGGGGCUGUGGCAGCCAGCAAAGCAACAGAAACUCUCCAGCCCCUGUGACUCAAGCUCAGAGAAAACUCGUGGCCCCUUUUCUACCAACCGAUACUGAGUCGGGAGUUCCCGGUCUGAAAUACAUUGUGUUAAAACAAAAAAAAAGUGCAGGGCUUCCCUGAUGGCUCAGUGGUAAAGAAUCUGCUCGCCAAAGAGGGAGACACAGGUUUGAUCCCAGACCCGGGAAGCUCCCACAUGCCACAGAGCAGCUGAAUCCGUGCACCGCAGCUACUGAGCCUGCGCUCUGGAGUUCAGGGGCCGCAACUACUGAAGCGUGAGCGCCCGAGAGCCCGCGCUCCGCAAGAGAGACCACCAGAACCGGAGGCCUAAGCAGCGCAACUAGGCAGUGGCCUUCCGCUCGCUGCGACUGGAGGAUAGCCCACGCACAGCAGUGAAGACCCAGCACGGCCAAAAGUAAAUAAAUAAAUACUUUAAAAAAGAAAGAAAAUGUGAAAUAUAAUAUGACCGACAGAACUGGAAACAAUUGCCAUUUAAAAGAUAAUGCAUUACUCAUAGUUCCCAAGAGGAGAGGGCAUGGAUGCCACAGGGGAUCACCCGGAGAAACUUUGGGCGUGGGGGGUGAGUGGUCAUGAGGUGGAAGGAGGGGGAGGACCUGCGGGCAAAAGCCUUUGUUAUGGUUUCCCCAGAAGGAAUGGGUGAGGCGGGGUCAGCAGGCCUAGAAUUGGCUAUUUUGAGUGAUUUCCUCAGGCUCUGGGGCCAAGGGGUUGUCCCACUUGUCUGGAACCUGGUUCUGGGUACCAGUUGCCCUGAGUUUGAGUCUGAUACAGGAGGAGGCGGGAGUGUGGGCUCUGUAUUUGAAAAGCACACUCGUGGGCAAGACUCUCUCUUGUUGUUCAGUCGCUCAGUCGUGGCCAACUCUUUGCAACCCCACAGACUGCAGCACGUCAGGCUUCCCUGUCCUUCACUAUCCCUCGGAGCUUGCUCAGACUCCUGUUCAACAAGUCAGUGAUGCCAUCCAACUGUCUCAUCCUCUAUCACCCCCUUGCCUUCCUGCCCUCAGUCUUUCCCAGCAUCAAGGUCUUUGACUCUCUCUCUAGGAACUGCUCUCCCUGGGAGGGGUGGUCCCUCCAGGGUCAGCAAAGCCCCAGGUGUCAAAGCUUCAGAACACAGAAAAUAGGAGACGUGAUUAAUACACUUGCCUAGCAAGCAGCUGUGCCGCUGCCCCUCUGAAUGCACAUUCCUUCCCCAUCGAGAAAGAACUCUUGGCUCACAUGCUCCCCUUCCUAGUGUGAAGGUAUCUAAGAACUGGUUCACCUGCUCAGCCUCCAUCCUCUCAGGGACUCCCCUGGUGGUCCAGAGGCUAAGACUCCAACUCCGAAUGCAGGGUGCUUGGGUUCGAUCCCUGGUCAGGGAACUAGAUCCCUCAUGCUGCAGCUGAUGUCCCUGAAUCACAACCAAGACCUGAUGCAGUUAAAAAAAACAAGAAAGAAAGAAAUUGCAUUUUGUUUCAACAGAGUUGAGUUCAGUUUAUGCCAGGCUCUCUUCCCUAUUUCGAUAGCUAAUGCUUCAUAAAAUCCAUCUUUACCUCUUUAACUAGCGUUUGACUUUGUUUAUCUUCAACACUACCCAGCCAGACACGGUUGAUACAGGAAGUGUCCACCCUUGUGGAAAGUUCUACUGAACAGUGAUGUACAUCGUGGGGUGUACAAGGUGGCCUUCUGAGAAGAGGACCACCAGAGACAAACUGAGCCUUCACCUCAGAAGUCAUGCCUCCAGAGAGCCCCACCAAUGAGGCAGGGUAGAGAGAAAUCGGACCAAUGAUUAAUAAAAAUAGGAAAGCAUAGAAAGAUAUUGGAGAAGAAGGAAAGGGGCAUUCAAAGUUGUAAACAAACAAACUAUGCAUAAAAAGUGUGAAGUUUCAAAGUCUGAUCAAGGUAACAAGUGAAGUUGAGCUAUGAAUAGUAAAUUCAGCCUGAUAACCAUCAGUUCAGGCUUUAAUCACCUUGGGAGAAACCCCCAGAUAUACGCCACCCAAUCCAGAGUUAAUUGGCCAAUAACUCAAAGCUUUGAUACCAAGAAAUAUCUAAAACAUUUUUACUUUUCCAUUUGGAUCUAUGGAGAUUUAAAGUUCCAACACAACAGUGGAAAAUGAAUAUUGAAAUUUAAAGAUGUCAAAAAAUACAGUUGUAACCCAAGGACUACACCAAAGGAAGGUACGGAGACAAAUAUAUGGUUGCUGUUUCAUCCCUAAGUCCUGUCCAAGCCUUUUGCGACCCCAUGAAAUGUAGCCCAUCGGGCUCCUCUGUCCAUGGGAUUUCCCAGGCAUGAAUACUGGAGUGGAUUGCCAUUUCCUUUUCCAGCGGUCGUCCCGACUCAGGGCCUGAACCUGCAUCUGCUAUAUUUGUAGGUCUAAUACCUGCCAAAGGUAUUCUCUGAGACACCAGAGAAGCCCAGGAAACAAGAAGGAAUCAAUAAAGUAGUUUCAAGUGUGAUGUCUCUAGAACAAGCUUAAAUAAAACUGUAGUAACAA